AUGGGCCGCGUGCCAUCGCCUGCGAGGCUCGCGCUGCUGCGCGCAAGGAGGCCAUGGGAAACGAACUCAGCCAGGACUCGCCGCUGCUUGGGCUACAUGCUCCAGAGAGGAGCGCCGGCAGUUGGCGGUGCUCUCUGCAUCGGGGGCCGUCUUGAACCUAGGCUUUGGAGUCGUGAUUCCAGCACUGCCCGCGCUUUCACAGGAGCUUGGAUUUGGAGCUCUCGGCGUGGGUCUGUUGCUGGGAGUUCCAGGCCUGGCAAGGGUGCUUGUGAAUCUGCCUGCCGGCGUCCUGGUGGACCGCCUUGGAAGGGUCCCGGCCAUGGUCGCGGGAGAGCUCGUCGCUGCCCUGGGCUGUCUGGGAACUGCUCUGGGAACCUCCAUAGGCACGAUGUUGCCUUUGCGCUUCCUUGGCGGUUCCGGGGCCUCUCUGGCAGCAGCGGGUUCAGCGGCUUACGUCGCAGACAUGACGGAGAAGUCCCACCUCAAGCCCUUUCGCGGCGCCAUCGUUGGCGCACAGGGCGGGCUCAUCUCUGCAGCUUAUGUUGUGGGCCCAGUGAUAGGUGGCGUGCUGACCCAGCGCUAUGGCGCCCCGAUGGCCUACACAACGGUCGCGGGGCUGAUUGCGGUCUGCGGCGCUGCUUAUGCCACGCUGAGCCGCGGCAGCGAACUUCCGGCGUGGAGAUGCGUCUGGGCAUCCUGCUGCGAGAUGCUGCGAAUGACUGGCGCAGUCUCCUGCAGGAUCCGCGGCAGCAGGCGCUCUUUGGUUGUAACCUUGCACUUUCGCUGAACUAUGCAGCCCUUGUAACGAUCAUGCCCUUGCAAGCAUUUCAUACCUUUGGCACGACGGCUGCCGAGAUUGGCGGCCUUUUCUCUAUAGGAUCUGCAACGGGCAUCUUCCUGGCUCCUGUUGCAGGAGCCCUGUCGGAUCGAUGGGGCCGUGCCCCACUCCUCGCGCCGUCGCUGGCCGUUUGCGCAGCCGGCUGCUUUGGAGUGGCCUUCAGCCAGCAGUGGGAGCUAUUCGUGCUGUCAAACCUUCUCUGGUCCGUGGGCGAAGCCGUGCUCGGGCCCGUGCUGAGCGCAUACGCUGCCGACAUUGCCCCAAAGGAAAAGGUGGGCUCUGCCCUGUCGCUGGGCCGGCAAGCGGGGGAUCUGGUCUUCUUCCUGGCCCCACCGGUCCUGGGCUUCAUCUACGACAAGUGGCCUGACCAGGGCGCCAUGAUGCUGCCAGCAGUUCUCACUCUGGUUUGCGCUGCGGCAGUCCGACAUCGCCUGAAGUAA
Symbiodinium necroappetens is the source of this 1278-nucleotide messenger RNA. Lineage: Eukaryota; Dinophyceae; Suessiales; Symbiodiniaceae. The record is from the annotation of a GenBank genome assembly.